Lagopus leucura (white-tailed ptarmigan) is the source of this 664-nucleotide messenger RNA. It is a transcript of the gene CUNH1orf50, whose product is annotated as chromosome unknown C1orf50 homolog. The transcript is spliced from 4 exons. Bases 1 to 540 code for a protein of 179 amino acids. NCBI's taxonomy places the organism in Eukaryota, Metazoa, Chordata, Aves, Galliformes, Phasianidae. The record is from RefSeq and is a predicted model, not a curated record.
AUGGCGGCCGUAGGAGGGGAGGAUGGAGGUGGUGGCGGUGUGGGCCUGGCUUUGGCCUUGGUGGAAGGCAGCGCCGGGCGGGCCGCCCGCGUCGGGGACCCGGGGGACUUGGUGGCGCUGGCCCGGCAGGUGCAGCAGGCAGAUGAGUAUGUUCGAGCCAACGCCUGCAACAAGCUGUCUGUCAUUGCUGAGCAGAUCCGGUGCUUGCAGGAGCAGGCUCGGAAGGUCUUGGAAGAUGCUAACAGGGAUGCUGAUCUGCACCACGUGGCCUGCAACUUAGUGAAGAAGCCAGGAAACAUUUACUACUUGUAUAGGAGGGAGAGUGGCCAAAAGUACUUCUCCAUCCUGUCUCCUAAGGAGUGGGGGACCAGCCCCCAUGAGUUUCUCGGUGCCUAUAAGCUGCAGCACGACAUGUCCUGGACGCCUUUCGAGGACAUUGAGCAACGAGAUGCUGAAAUAAACAUCUUGGACAAACUGCUGAGCCGGCAGGCAGCGCUCCCCCCCUGCACAGAGCCCAACUUCCAGGGCCUCACCAAAUGAUGCGAAGUGUGUUGGCUGUACAGGACCUCUGAACAGAGCUGAUGCCUGAGGACAGGCAGUGCCUGAGCGUUGCCAAAGGCAGGGCAAGGAAAGAGACCAAGAAAUGAAAAUGCUGAUGCUGCCA